This is a messenger RNA of Brassica napus (rape), 1794 nucleotides long. RefSeq lists its product as uncharacterized. The record is from RefSeq and is a predicted model, not a curated record. Lineage: Eukaryota; Viridiplantae; Streptophyta; Magnoliopsida; Brassicales; Brassicaceae. Gene Ontology annotation, molecular function: zinc ion binding. Bases 1 to 1794 code for a protein of 597 amino acids. The transcript has 5 exons.
AUGGGGAAUGAGGCCUCACAACUUGCAAGGGACACUGAGAAUGAUCUAAGACAUGAUGGGGAAAUAGGAGAUGUAAACAGAGAUGACAAAGUGGCGAACAACAUCUAUGCUAAAGAGGAUAAUGGUGAAGAUGAAGAAGAGGUUGUUGAUCGAUAUGAACAUGAGAUUGAGCAAUCAGUUGCUGAUUUUGUUGAUGAGGAGUUCAUUGGUCGCAUGACAAUUCCAGAAAGCUCAGAUGAAGAAGAGGACGAGUUUGUUGCAAGAGAUAGAAGGAUGAAAAACAAGUCUUUUGACAGAUUGUCUAUUGGAACAACUUUCUACUCAGGUUUCGAGUUCAAAGAGGCUGUAUUAGAGUAUGCUUUGAGUAAGGCGAGAAACAUUGUGCAAAACAGAUGGGAUAAGACAAAGCUUAGUUUUAAGUGUGGUAUUGGAGGUAAAUGUAAAUGGAGGGUAUACUGCUCAUAUGAUAAGCCGAGACAGUGUUGGUUGGUGAAAACAAGAUACAAGUACCAUAUUUGUACUCCUAACGGGAAGUGCAAGCUUUUGAAAAGUCAUGUAAUAGCAAGGAUUUUUCUGGAUAAACUGAGAGAAGACAGUGGUUUGAUGCCAGAAAAAAACCAAGAGCAGAUUAAGGAUAUUUGGAAACUAGUUGCGUCAAGAAAUCAGUGCCAGAGAGGAAGACUACUUGCUUUGAAAUGGCUGGAAAAAGAGUAUGCAGACCAAUUUUCUCAUCUCCGAGGUUAUGUGAGAGAGAUCGAGAAGACAAACCCAGGUAGUAUUGUUGUGCUCGAUACGUCUUGCAAUGCUGGGGGUAAGGAUGUUUUUGAUCGCUUUUACAUUUAUCCGGUUGCUUGGGCUGUAGUAAAAACUGAAAACUCGGAUAACUGGUUGUGGUUUGUUCAACGGCUGAAGGCUGAUUUAGUUCUCGGUGAUGGGAGCAGAUUUGUUCUUAUUUCUGAUGGCUCAAAGGGUCUGAUCAGUGCAGUGAAGGCUGAAUUACCUAAUGCAGAGCACAGACGAUGUGUUAAACAUAUUGUGGACAAUUUAAAGAAAAAGCAUAAGAACAAAGAUUUUCUGAAACCAAUGGUUUGGAAUCUAGCAUGGGCCUACAAUAAGACACAGUACAAGGCAGAACUCCAGAAUCUGAAAGACUACAACAUGUCUUUGUAUGACGACGUGAUGAAGAAGGAACCAAAGACUUGGUCGUUGGCAUAUUAUAGGCUUGGAAGCUUAUGUGAGGAUGUCGACAACAAUGCAACUGAGUCAUUUAAUGCCACCAUUCUUGCAGCAAGAGCUAAGGCAGUUGUGCCUAUGUUGGAAACUAUUAGAAGGCAAGCAAUGGUUAGAAUAGCUAAAAGAAAUAAGAAAUCUGAGAGGCGCGCAGAGAAAUUCACAAAAUAUGUGGUUAAGAUGCUUGAAUCGGAGAAGGAAGACGCUGAAAAGUGUAUAACGACUCCUUGUACUCAUGGAGUUUUUGAGGUUAGUCUUUAUCGCUGUUCAUAUGACGUAAACACGACAAGGAUGACCUGCACAUGUGGGAAGUGGCAGAUAACGGGAAUUCCAUGUGAACAUGCUUAUGGAGCGAUGAUAGAUGUUGGGUUAGAUGUUGAAAAUUAUGUUUCUGAAUUCUUUUCCACUUCUAAAUGGCGGAUGACAUACAAUGACUCUAUCAACACCGUUAGAGGACCACACUUUUGGAUGAAUGGGUGUUGGAACUGUUACAGAACCAGAGUUCGUUGCUUUAACGUAGCCAUCACAGUCACACAUAAACUAAGGAAGGAUGGUGACUUAUGA